Molecule: messenger RNA, 4502 nt
Organism: Oldenlandia corymbosa var. corymbosa
Lineage: Eukaryota; Viridiplantae; Streptophyta; Magnoliopsida; Gentianales; Rubiaceae
Source: the annotation of a GenBank genome assembly
ACAAACUUUCCCAUUUUUUCCUUUUUACCCUAUUUCUCUCUCUCUCCCCCCUCUCUCGACCCCACACCUCCCCAUCACCAACACCUCCAAAGUACAUAUUACAAACGAAUCACCGAGUUUGUGGGCGGUGCGUUCUCUCCACGCGACCAACUCAGCGCCGGAGUAAAGUAUAUCCUCCAUCGUGCGACCGUCUCGGUUAGUGGCGGAAGAUCGACGGUUUCACUGUUUCUUAUUCGGAGGUCUCCGGUUUUUCUUCUUGAAGUUUAACUUGAAGAUUAUCUAGUGGGAAGAGGAUGUUUGGAUCAAGCCCUUUUGGGCAGACUACGAGUAGCCCAUUUGGGUCACAGAAUGUUUUUGGGCAGAACACAAAUGUCGGCAACAACCCUUUUGCCCCUAAACCCUUUGGGACUGCAACUCCUUUUGGGGCGCAAAGUGGGAGUUCUCUCUUCAAUAGCACUUCUACCGGUGUGUUUGGGAGCCAGAAUUCUUCUCCUAUGGGGUCAACAUCUGUCUUUGGUGCUUCAUCGUCUCCUGCUUUUGGAAGUUCGACGCCUGCUUUUGGAGCUUCAUCUACUCCUAGUUCAUCAGCAUUUGGAAGUAUGUGUAUUAUUUGUUUUGAAUCCAGAAAAAUCUGGUUUCCCCCUUCCCUGAUGGCCUGAUAUAAUUUUCUUAAUCAUUUUAAGGACUUUUUUUUCAUUUAUUUUAAUCUUUGUGGUCAAAUUUAUUAUUUGUAGAUAAGGUUGCAUUGCAUUAAUUUAGAUGACUAGUGAUGCCUGUUUUGCUUACUAAUAUUUGUUUGCCGUUUGUUGUCAUGGGGGAGUUGAGACUUGAGUGGAAACGGAUUGAAGUUUACUUAAUAUAAUAAUAAAUUGAUGGGCCCUACUUUAUUGGCUGCUGAAGAGGAGUGGUUUGGUAUGAAGAGAUCACAUGAGACCAUUGGUUUUAGGCAAGAUGAAAAAUUUUCUUCUCAGACCCCAUGCGCCAAGAAAGCCUUAUAUGACCGAGUUUAUAUUUAUGUGAUUUUUCUUUUUGAAACUUUCCCCUCAUAAGGAACCUCACACGAGGUGAACUCAAUGGAGUAAUAGAGUACUGGCAAUAGAGAAUAAAUGUAUAUAUUUCUGAAUCUGAAAUCGGAUAUCCAUAGGUGUGUGUUUUCCCUUUGUUUUAUCAUGAAAGGUUUCUAUUCAGACUCCACUUUUGUUAAAAGAUAUUUUUAUCUUAGAAGAUGAAACUUAAAAAGCAGUUUGUUAAUUGUUGUAAAUCAAUAAGCAGGUACAUCCAUGUUUGGACAGAAGCCUACUUUUGGUGGCUUUGGAGCGAGUACUGCUCAAACAGGUUCAUUUGGAAGCUCAUUUCAACAAACACAACCAGCUUUUGGAAAUAGCCCAUUUGGUUCUUCUACACCUUUCGGCUCAGGAACUCAACCUUCAUUUGGCACUCCAAGCACACCUACGUUUGGUUCCUCACCUGCAUUCGGUGCAACCGCACCGACUUUUGGUACCACUAGCACACAGGCAUUUGGUGCCACUACACCAGCCUUUGGUUCCACUGUGAACCCAACAUUUGGUACCACCACUGGUGCCUUUGGUGUUUCUAGUUCUCCCGCUUUUGGGUCUACUACGUCGUCAUUUGGUGCUCCGACAACUUCAGCAUUUGGUGUCGCCACAAGCGCACCGGCAUUUGGAGCCACCCCAAGCACUCCUGCUUUUGGUGCUUCGAGCUCGGCUUUCAGUUUUACUAAUUCAUCUCCGUCUUUUGGGCAGCCUGCAGCUUCACCUUUUGGGCAGCCUGCAGCCUCACCUUUUGGGCAGCCUGCAGCUUCAUCUCCGUCUUUUGGACAAUCAACCUCACCCUUUACAAGUUCUCCAUUUGGAUCCCAGGCAACCGCUCCACCUUUUGGGGGCACAGGUUUUGGUCAAUCAACCUUUGGAACUCAGCAGGGAGGGAGUAGGGCAGUUCCUUAUUCUGCAACACCUGAGGACGGGUCAGCAGGUGCAAAGCUUGAGUCCAUAUCAGCCAUGCAGGCUUACAAGGAGAAGAGCCAUGAGGAGCUUCGGUGGGAGGACUAUCAGAGAGGAGAUAAAGGUGGACCUGCUCCUGCUGCUCAGUCAACUCCUGGACUGAAUUUUGGUUCUCCUGGAUUUGGAACCGCCACGACUACUGCAUUUGGACAAACAACACCUAGCAAUCCCUUUUCAACGACGACACAAUCCAAUCCUUUUGCACCAAAACCCUCCUCUUUUACGAGCCCCGGAUUCGGAACUUCAUCCUCUGCUUUUGGUUCUUCACCGUUUGGAACUUCAACAACUACAGCUAACCCCUUUAGUUCAACACAAACGACUCCGUCUUUGUUCACUUCUAGUCCAUCAUUUGGACCAAGUGUUUCCCCCUCACCUUUUAGCUCUUCAACUUCCAGUUUUGGGACAUCGACUUCUCUUUUUGGUGGUUCUUCGGCGCAAACGAAUCAGGGCUCAUCUGGCUCUCUUUUUGGCAACACUCAAUCGCCCUCGUUAUUUCAAUCAACCACUCCUUCGCUGGGUCAAACAAACUCUCCUUUUGGGCAGAGUACUACUCCCUUUGGACAAAGUACACCAAGUUUUACUCAACCAAGUCUGUUCAAUCCUCCGUCUUCUGGUUUUGGUGCGAAUACUUUUUCAAGUACUCCUUCGCUGCUUACAAACAAUUCUGGAUUUGGACAGGGAACUCCUUCAAUUUCUACACCAUUCCAGCCGGUACAGACUGCUCAGAGCGGUAGUUCCUUUAGUUUUGGAAACUAUGGUCAAACAACAUCAGCUGGUAUAAGUGGCUUUGGUACUUCCUCAAAUAUGUUUGGCCAGAAUACCUUUGGACAACCCUCAACUGUGCAAGCUCCUGUAGUUCCACAAGCAGUUUCAACUAAUCCUUUUGGUACCCUGCCGGCGAUGCCUCAGAUAUCAAUUGGUCGGACAGGCACUUCUCCGUCAAUUCAGUAUGGGAUUUCUAGCAUGCCUGUUGUUGACAAACCUGCCCCUGCAAGGAUAUCAUCAAUUUUGACAUCAAGACAUCUUUCCCAAAGGCGAAUAAGGUUGCCUGCGAGGAGAUACCACCCGCAGACUGACGGUCCUAAGGUUCCUUUCUUUUGUGACGAUGAAGAGACACCGAGUAAACCAAAGGCAGAUGCCCUUUACAUCCCAAGAGAGAACCCUAGAGCUUUGGUGAUUCGCCCAGUGGAGCAGCAGCAAUCUCAGAUGAGUGCUGGAAAAACUAUUCUAUCGAAAAACACGUUCAGUGCCACUCAUGAGAAUGGUAAAACUCCUGAAGCUGGUCCCACCCCAUCUAUGAAUGGUUUUAGCAAUCAGGAUAAAGUGGAAUCUAUUGAAAAUGGCUUUGAAGAACGGACUCUACCUAAACAAUGUCAGAAGCCUAAUGGAACUUCUGAUUCAUUGAGUGUUGCUCCUACUGGUCAUCGAGCUGGUGAAGCAGCUAUUGCAUAUGAGCAUGGUCCUGAAAUUGAGGCGCUGAUGCCGAAGCUUCGCCACUCGGACUAUUAUACAGAGCCCAGAAUCCAGGAAUUGGCUGCCAAGGAAAGGGUUGAGAAUGGUUACUGCCAGCGUGUGAAAGAUUUUGUGGUUGGUAGACACGGGUAUGGUAGCAUCAAGUUCAUUGGAGAAACAGAUGUGCGGGGACUUGAUUUGGAAUCUCUUAUCCAGUUCAAUAAUCGAGAAGUGAUAGUCUACAUGGACGAGAGCAAGAAACCUCCUGUUGGACAAGGUCUAAAUAAACGUGCAGAGGUUACUCUUCUCAACAUAAAAUGUUUUGAUAAGAAGACAGGACUGCAUUACACGGAAGGGCCGAGAAUUGAGAAGUAUAAGGAGAUGCUCAGAAGGAAAGCAGAGGAUCAGGGUGCUGAAUUUGUCUCUUACGACCCUGUAAAAGGAGAAUGGAAAUUCCGGGUGGAGCACUUUAGUAAAUACACCCUCAUAGAGGAGGAGGGUGAUGAAGACUUGCUAAAUCUUGCUUGAACGAAAGAGUUCAGCAGUACGGACGUAUGGUAUUUUCCUGGUUCUAUGGAUGUUUUUGUACAGGAUAUUAGUGUGUGGUCUCUUUUGGUUGGAAUCAUGGCCGUCGGUUAAAGCCAUGGUUUCAUCAGUUUUGUAAUUUCUUGACUUGUAUUUAUAUAUAUAGAUAUCUUUGCCAAAUUUGUUUGGCCGUCUUUUCUUAAUAUAUGCCUGCCCUUGAUGACAUGCCUGCCCUUGUCACUCGAAGAUGGUUCUCGAAAUAGUUGUAUAAAAUUUGGAAAAUAUUGUAGACUUACCAUCCAUCCUAUAGGCUCCGAACUGUAAUCGGCAAGAAAGGGAUGUAUAACUAUAGCCUAGUGGACUGAAAUAUAGAUAUUGUGGGAUUAUAAGGAGUUGUGGUUGACAUGUCUGGUUCCCUUCCCACCUAGAAGAGGAUUAUCAACUUCCACAAUUCCCAUUCUGACCCGCCACCCCAAACAAUAAUCACUUAUUCUUGGUCUUUUU